ACAACAGAGCUGAUCACAGAAAAUCCACCUGAAGAAGCUGCUUUCUCUGCUUUAGGACUCACUGAUAAACUUGCAAAGGAUUAAAGGUUUUCUCAUCAUUUUCCUUGUUUUGCAUCGCAUCAGAUGAAGUAAGAGUCUGCUGAAGAAACUGAGCAGAGAGACUGGAAGAUGUGGCUGUGGCGCAGUGUCCUGUGUGUGUCUGCGGUCUGGAGUCUGGCUCUGGACUCCAACAUCAUCCAAUCAUCCAAAGAGGCGACGUUGCAGAGCUCCGAGCAGACGAGGGGGGGCUGCAGCAACAGAGCUCAGAGGAGGCCGUUGGCGCGUGACGGGCCGGCGGACGCACAUGUCCACAGAGACGUGGACACACCGAUGCACGGCUUCAACAGAACCAAAGGGGCGGAGAUGGCGGCCUGCGUGCGCUCCGGAGACUGUGCAGAGGGUCUGUGCUGCGUUCGAUACCUGACCGGAAAACGCUGCCAGAGGAUUCCGCUGGAGGGCGACGCCUGUCUGCUGCGGGCCGCCACCAAGCUGAAGAGGACCCUGGGCCGCUGCGCCUGCGCCGCGGGUCUCACCUGCACCACCCGUCCGGCGGGGGCGGGGAAAAACAAGCGCCAGGGCGUGUGUGCGCCCUCACCUUCAAAGGGAAAGAGGAACACAAGGCACUCUGGGAAAAAAAGGAGAACGGCAGAGUGGAGCUGCUGACAUCAAUGCCCCC
Molecule: messenger RNA, 715 nt
Organism: Oryzias latipes (Japanese medaka)
Lineage: Eukaryota; Metazoa; Chordata; Actinopteri; Beloniformes; Adrianichthyidae
Source: RefSeq, a predicted model, not a curated record